Molecule: messenger RNA, 1194 nt
Organism: Podospora anserina S mat+
Lineage: Eukaryota; Fungi; Ascomycota; Sordariomycetes; Sordariales; Podosporaceae
Exons: 2
Coding region: 1-1194 (397 amino acids)
Source: RefSeq, a predicted model, not a curated record
AUGUUCACGACAUCGAGCGCCGGUGCCCUCAGGGCCGGAGCGAGGAGAUUGGAGACGACGGUGUGUCACAAUGCUAGCCUUCAGAGGAGGUUAUUCUCAGUAACGUCGCAAAGAGCCGGCGGCUUCAUCGUCUUCAAAAAGGGCUCCAACCCCGAGCUCCAAGAGCGCCUCGACACCCUCUACAACAAGAUCGUCCUCCCCUCCUACCUCAGCCAAGAGCAGCAGCGCAAGCUCACCAAGACCAAAUAUAAAGAACAGCUCCGAAACGACCCCAUCACCAUGGAAAUCGACGGCGAAAUCCACAAGUUCCGCUACGUAGAUCCCACAAAGGACAUUCCCAGCGCAUCCAAACUAGUCAGACAGGCUGUCGAACACAUGCAACACGAAGACUACCACAACCUCCACCUCGUCCUGAAAGGCUUCAAGCGCGCCAACAGAAAACUUCACGACGAGCUCGCCCUCCACAUCAUCAGGAAAGCCCACCAAGCCGACCGCCUCGACGCUGUCAUCGACUGCGCCAAGCAGGUCGAGCUGACGGGCUUCAAGCUCGACUCACCCUUGAAGCUGUCUUCCCUCCUCGUAGGGGCGCAGACAAGGGCGAUCGAGUCCGGCUUUAAUCCUAAGCCAGCAAAGAAGGCGCUCAAGCAGACGGAGAAAGUGAUUGACUUGCUGGAAUUCGAAGGCAAGAGGCACCAGCCCAGCAACAGGUCCAAGACCCAAAGGCCCUUCUACCACGAGCCGAUGUUCCUCGGUUUGAGACUAAACCUUGCCGCCACUCUUGCGGUAAAAGCCAGGGACGGCCAGGAUGAGGACGGGAAGGUGACUCAGUACGCUGAGCAGAUGGUUCACUUUUGGCCUGAAAACACUGGCAUCCUCGACCUCCAGCCCGAUGCUGCGUAUGAGGACCCGCAAAACGUACAAUAUCUCCUCGACCGCAACGAGUUCCUUUACCAUGUGUCGCCUGUGCUUCAUGGCUUGCAGAUGGCUGCCAAGGUGGUGGACCCGGGUCUUUCGAUGAAGCUUCAGAACAGGGCGGAUGCGCUGGAGGACGAGAUUAGACAGGCGUAUGAGUGGGACGAGCGGAUGCCGGCGUCGGGAGAGGUCAUGUAUAACUGGUUGUUCAACACGGAGGAGAUGCUGGGGCGUAUCAAGGCGGAGAAGAAGAAGAAGGUGGAAGCGGAAGUGAACCCAUGA